AUGUCCUCGUACGGCGCUGCUGGUGCGUGGGACGGCGGGCCUCCGGGCGCUGAGGCGGAGUACGCCACGCAGCGUGCGCCGCCGCUUGCCGCGCCCAUGCCCACCACGGACCCCUGGACUGGCGUCAGCUACAGCAGCUACGGCCAGCCCCACUACGAUUACCAGCAUUACGGUGCCUCGGGUUACGGUUAUAAUUACGAUUCCGGUUAUUAUCCUAGAUCUGAUGGUUAUUAUAAAUACCCAGAUUCAAGCAAUGCAUAUCAAGCACCGCAAACCAGCUACGAUUAUACAAGAUCUCGAGAACGCACUCGGUCACCCGUUGAAUCUACGGGCGGUGACCGCAGGCAAAGGUCUUACAGAUCUAAUUCGAGGAGUGUUUCACCUUACAAAAGGAAAGAAAGAUCAUAUUCAAGAAAGCGAGACAGUAGUUAUGAGGAAGGAAGUAGAAGGCGAAGCUCACGAAGCAGAUCGAAAUCCAAACGUACUAAAUAUUCCUCAAGUGAUCAUUCGAGUUCCAGAUCUAGGUCAUACUCUAGGUCCCCAUCAAAGAAAAAAACUAAAAAGAGACAAACUUCUUCAUCAGAUUCUGAGAAAUCUUAUAGGAAAAAAUCAAGCAGGGAGAGAGAACAUUCCUUGACACCACCAUUAAAAAAAUCUAAGUCUCGCAAUCGUUCAAGAACACCUGAUCCUAAGCGGAAUACUAGAAGCAAGUCAUCAAGCAUUGAAAAAGAAAAUUUAAGAAUCAAAGAAAAAUCUCAUUCUAAAAAGGAAAAGGGGCAAAGACAAAGAAAAGAAGUAUCAGCAACUCCACCUAGAACCCACAAAAAGUCUGAUAAAUCACCAAUACCUAAAAUGAAUAAAAGAUCUGACCCAUCAAAGAGGUAUAAGUCCAAGGAUAAGAGAACAGAAAAUUCACCGAGAAAACCUAGAGAUAGUUCUGUGACACCUCCAAAGUGCUAUACUAGGAAUCGUUCAUCUUCCACCUCCCGAUCACGGUCAUUAACUCCAAAACGUUCAAAACGUAUAGACUCAAAUAGUCCGAUAUCAAACCAUUCCAGAUCUCGUUCUACUUCCACUGUCUCAUCAAGGUCUUCAAAACGUUCUAAAUCUAAACAUCGAACUAGACGUAAAUCUAAACGAAGGUCGCAUUCAAACAGUCAGUCUAAGCAUCGUUCUGAUAGUAAGAGUAGGUCUAAGUCUCGUCGACGAUCUUCAUCCAGAGGAAAAGGGCGUCGCUCUUGCUCCUCCAAAUCAAAAUCACGAUCUAGAUCACGCAGUUCCCGAUCUCGCAGCCAAAGCGGUACACCAAGUGAUGAUGAAAGACGUGGACAGUUUACCGUAGCUGAUAGGAAACGCUUUUGGAAAUUGCAUAGAAGCCAGCAGGAAGAAAAAGAAAGGGCUAAAUCCCCACCAAUAGAGGUGAAGCCACCACCAGGUGCUGUUGAAUCCACCACUGUGGAUGACAUUGAAUACGGAGAUCCACCUGAAGUUGAGGGUCCUAAUUUCGCUGAGCUACUGCCGCCGCCUAAUCAUGUUACGCAACAGACUGCUUCUACGUCAAAGUCCAAACCCAUACCGAUACCAAUAAGGAAUGAUGGGAGCUUUUUAGAAAUGUUUAAGAAGAUGCAAGAGGAGACAAAGAAAACGGAAGCAGUUGAGCAAAAGCCAGUUAUUAAAAAACCUGCCUUACCAUUCAUAGGCAAAAGACGUGGUGGGAGAGUCCUAAAAACUGGUUUGGUGAAAAAGGCUAAGGCCAUUGAUGAGCAAACUGUUGACAAUACUCCGAAGGAUGCAUGGUCACUUUACAUGCAGGAAGUUAAGAAAUAUAGAGAAACUUCUUGUGAAGAGGAACGAAAAACGAGGCCUCUCGUUAAA
This is a messenger RNA of Iphiclides podalirius (scarce swallowtail), 1875 nucleotides long. The record is from the annotation of a GenBank genome assembly. NCBI's taxonomy places the organism in Eukaryota, Metazoa, Arthropoda, Insecta, Lepidoptera, Papilionidae.